AUGCCUCCCAAGAAAAAGGUCGCCGCAAGCGAUGGCACUGAAGCUGAGGGCGGUACUUUCCGCUGGACCCUCGAAAACGAGCGCAAGCUCCUCGUGCUAAUCCAAGGCCGCUACCUCACAUCUGAAGACUACGAGCGCCUCGUGACGGUGUUCCCGGGGACAAACUACAACGGGGUCAAAAUCAAGGUGUCGCGGUUCCGCGUGGAGCAGCGCAAGCUGUACGACGAGUACGGCUGGGUUCUUCCUGAAGGCGGCGCCAAACUGCGCAAGACGGAGACGCCGGCAAAGGACAACAACAGCAGCAGCAGCACUGCGACGCCCAACAAGAACAAGCGUUCCGCCGACGAUGCAGAUACCGAGACGCCGACCAAGAAGCCGCGUGCGCGUAAAUCCAAGCAGAAGAAGGAAGAAGAGACUUCUGCUAGUGCUGCGGAGACGGAGACGGAGACGGAGAAUGGACUCGAUGGUGGUGGUGGUGGUGGUGGUAUCAAGGAGGAGGAAGUUGAGACUCAAGUUUGA
Molecule: messenger RNA, 519 nt
Organism: Exserohilum turcica Et28A
Lineage: Eukaryota; Fungi; Ascomycota; Dothideomycetes; Pleosporales; Pleosporaceae
Exons: 3
Coding region: 1-519 (172 amino acids)
Source: RefSeq, a predicted model, not a curated record